AUGAAAUUUGAAAUACCGCUCUUUCAUUGCUACGUUUUUGGAAACUGGUAUAGUCUAUUAGGUUAUUAUAUUUUUAGUAAUUCUCUUCAGAUUCCUAACAACAAUCCUUUGAGCUCCCAACCAUUCAAGAAAAAGUCGAAAAAGUUGAUCUGGCAAGAACAACGUAAACUUGAAAGAGAGAGAAAGCAGCUAGAUGAGGACGAGCAAACCUUAGCAAAAAUAGAUGCUCCAAUUCCUCAAUCUAACAUUGACUUCAAGUUGUUAAAGCAAAUGGGUUACACCCCAGGCUCAGCACUUGGAAAGGAGGCGUCAGGUCGAGCUGAACCAGUGGGGCUUGACAUUCGGAGGUCUCGAGCAGGGAUUGGACGGGAUGACCCACUUAAGGAGAAAAGAAAAAGAGAGGAGAUUGAGUUUGAGAGAAAAAGGAAGAAUGAGGAGGCUUUGAUGGAAGAAUUUGGUUCCUGGCAAAAGUCACAGUGGCGCAGUCGGAGAGUUGUUGUAAAUUACAAGAAGGCAAAGGCUGCCCUUGAUCAACUUGAGAAUAAAGAAAUUGUUGUGCCAAAGAAGAAUGAUGAAGAAGAGGGGGAUCAAGAGGAAGAGGAAGAGGAAGAAGUAGUAACAGGAGAGAAUUUACAAGAUAUAUUGAUGAAACUGAGAGAGGAAUAUCAGUACUGCCCAUUCUGUGGAUUUCAAUAUGAAUCGAUGGAAGCACUUUUCUCGAGCUGCCCUGGAACCAAUGAAGAUGACCACUAGAGUGGACCAGAGUUUGUUUAUUCAGACUGUCUGAGAA
Molecule: messenger RNA, 790 nt
Organism: Hibiscus syriacus
Lineage: Eukaryota; Viridiplantae; Streptophyta; Magnoliopsida; Malvales; Malvaceae
Product: G patch domain-containing protein 11-like
Exons: 3
Coding region: 1-753 (250 amino acids)
Cellular component (GO): kinetochore
Molecular function (GO): nucleic acid binding
Source: RefSeq, a predicted model, not a curated record